This is a messenger RNA of Caenorhabditis briggsae, 168 nucleotides long. The transcript is spliced from 2 exons. Bases 1 to 168 code for a protein of 55 amino acids. The record is from RefSeq and is a predicted model, not a curated record. Lineage: Eukaryota; Metazoa; Nematoda; Chromadorea; Rhabditida; Rhabditidae.
AUGAGUGCUCGAACACAGGACACUGGACACCCCGAGGGCAAUAAGAGGACACUACUGGGAGAGGUGACACACAUACCACGUACACAAGAUUGUGCUCAUGAGCACGUCACUGGAGCAGUGUGCUCGUUAGAAAAGUGGACAACAGAGAGCAGAAGUUCCUUGAAGUGA